Calliphora vicina (urban bluebottle blowfly) is the source of this 5522-nucleotide messenger RNA. RefSeq names its product maverick (gene mav). NCBI's taxonomy places the organism in Eukaryota, Metazoa, Arthropoda, Insecta, Diptera, Calliphoridae. The record is from RefSeq and is a predicted model, not a curated record. Gene Ontology annotation, molecular function: cytokine activity; growth factor activity. Gene Ontology annotation, cellular component: extracellular region. The transcript has 2 exons. The coding region runs from base 789 to 3578 and encodes 929 amino acids.
UGACAGGCAGGCAUGCAGAUUGACUGGUUGGCUGUUUGACUAGCUAGCUGGCUGGCUGGUUGGCUGAAUUGUUUGGCUGCCUAAUGUGGUGCUUGGUAGGAAAUGUGUACUUUAGUACCAUUUCACAUUCAGGCGAAGAAACAGCAUGUUCGUGUUUCAAACAUGCUAAAAAUAAUUCAACUCGUAAAUAAGUCUAAAUAUUUCAAAAUUCUGUUGUGUUGUUUGUUUUGAAAAUUACAAUGAAAAUUCGAUUCGAAGUUUUCAACAUUGUAAUUAUUAUUAAUAAUAGUUCAUAUUAUUGUUGCAUACAUAAAAUGAGUAACAAAUUGACUAAUUGUUUUUAGACGUUCUAAAACGAAAGUGAAAUAACCCCAUGUUUUUUAUAAAACUUUUAGAUCAUUCAAUUCGUCACAGUAAAGAAUUUUACAAUUUUCAAACGAAAUUCAUUGAACAUUUGGAAUUUUGACAUAAAAAAUAUACAUAUGAAAAAGUAAACAAAUUUUUGUGAUUUAUAUAAAAAACCCAAUUUGUAACACAUUCGUUUGCUGACGAAUCGUUUGUUUAGAAAAACGUAAAUUUUAUAAAAACAGGCUGUAAAUAUCUAUAAAAAAAAACAAAACAAAAAAAUAAAUAAAGAAAAUAUAAUUAUGAAUGUGAAAACAAAAACAAAUGCAUUAAGAUAACAAUUCAUGUAAAUAACAACAGUUGUUUGUUGCAAGACACACCAGCAACAACACAAUAUACACAACAAAAAAUAACGCAUAUAAAUAAAUAAAUAAACCGUCAUAAUGUUAAAAAGUUCAAAAAGUAUGAUCUCCACAACAUACGAUCAAUUAUUAAAUGUCAUACAGAAAAUAAAAAAUUGUUAUCAACAUCAUCAUCGUCGUUAUUUUAAUGACCUAUUUUAUAGUUGCAACAACAACAACGACAUAACAACAAAACAAAACAAACGUCAAAAAAGAAUACCCCGAAACAGAAGAAAAAACAAACUAAAAAAUACCGAAUAUCGAAAUAGCAAUAGUAUCAAUAAUAGUAUUAGUAGUAAUAAUAAUAGUAGUAAAAAUAGUACUACAACUAAAAGUGUUGCCAACAACGCGUGUUAUUGUUGUGCCAAUUACUAUGGAAUUAUUAGUGGAGUGAAUUUAAGUUAUUUUCAAUUCACCGAAUAUCUGCAAUAUAUUUGGCUUUAUUUCCAAAAGAAUUUCAAUAACAUACAAUUAAUGAUUGUGAUAUUUAUAUUAACCCUAAUAACGAGCGCAGCGCAUAGUAUAGACCCUCAGGAGAAGCCUCAACAGAAACCAACUGCUACUAGUCCACCAUUAUUGGGCGCAUUAAACGAUGCUGUCUCAAUACCAUUAAAAAAUUUUAACGAAUCCAUAUAUAACAUGUCCUGUUACCAUAUUCCACAUACUGUACAUAAAAGAACGGAAGCCACAAGCCUAAAAUUCAAAUCGAAUAUUUGUCACAGUCUUAGACACCGACACCGCAACGCCCAAAGGCAUCCUCAGUUGCAUACACAUACAAUUUCAAACAAUCCAGCCACCAAUGACAAGAACUCUUCGAAUUGGUUGGUCAACAAGAAAAGUAUUUCGGGCAGUGACCAAACUCCAAUACAAAUCCAUUAUGAACAUGAUCACGAUCAUCAGCCGCCUCUAGAUGAGUCAAGUGUCUCAAUAAUGGAUAAACAGACACACAACUUUAAAUUCAAUUCAAAUGUAAUUAAAUUUAAAAAUAAUAAUAAUAAAAAUAUGGCCAAAGAAUACGAUGAUCUACGUAAAAUUAACAACUCGAAAAACAACAGGUUAUUACAGCACAUUCGUACAAAUAAUAAUAAUAAUGAUAAUAACAAUAAUUAUAAUAACAAAAACAACAUUAGUAAUAACAAACUAACAUUUAAGCUGAAUACACCAAAAGAAGAUGCAAAUGACAUAACUAAUGAUGAUGAUGAUGUUGAAAUUGAAAACUCGUAUAAGCCACUUAAUUUAUUGCCACCUGUUACAACAAUAACUUUAGGUAAAACAAUCAAUGAUUCCUCCCUUCAAUCCGCUAUUGAUCGAACGGAUCAUCCGCAACAACAACAACAACAACACCAACAUAUCGAUCAUAGCCAACUAAUGAAAUUAGUAAUUAAUGGACUGGGUUUAAAAAAAGCCCCAAAUAUGAAAACUGUCAACAUAAGCCAAGAAGAGUAUGUCACCAAAUAUCGGGAAUAUUUGCAACGUGUUCAUAAGCGUAAACGUCGGGAGUUACGAGACGUUCUUGGCGAGUACGAUGAAAAUAUUUUAAGACCAUUAGAAAUAUUGAGCAUAGUAAGCAGCAGUAGUUCAUUAUCGAGUGAGCACCAAGAACACACAUCAUACAAUGAAAUCAACCUAAUGCGGCAAAAGAGAAAUGCUCUAGUACAUAACAAUCGUAAACACGAAGAACAUGACGAUGACGACGACGAAACAGCUGAUGACGAUGAUAGUGGUAGGAAGCAAACUCUGGAAGAACGCGUCAAAGAUAUUUUAUUAUUGAAAAAAAAAUAUCAGAAACCUAGGAGUACGAAAAAGGCAAGAGAUGAACGUAAGACCAAUAUACGCUUAACGUUUGCUCUUAAACCUGAAAUUUUAAAUUUAAGCUCUAGUGAUAUCGAAGAAGCAAACAUAAGACUGGUACUUAUUCAUAGUCCCAUUUUAGCUAUAAGAAAUUCUAAAAAUAAGAAAACAAAUACAAAACCUAAAAACAGUUCAUGCGGUUUGAACAAAAGCGAAGGCCAAAAAAACCCCCGACAAGUAAAUGUAUUAAAUUUAAAAUUGUACUUUAUAAACAGAGCCGGCAAACGUUCCUGGUUAGAUGGGCGAAAAGUCGACAUACACGUAGACCUAACUAAGCCCGAUGGAACCCAUACGCAAUGGCUACAGUUUGACGUAUCGAAGGCGGUAAAAACGGCAAUCGAGAACAAAGGACUGCAACAUGUAGUUUUAGAAUUGCAGUGCGACAAUUGCAAGCGCAUUGGAGCUCGGAUACUGAAUGAUGCGUACAACACGGCUACUGAUGCUUUGGCAGCCGACCCCUUGACCGAGGGUCAGCAACUUAUGCCUGUGCUAAAUAUCAUUGGUCAUUUCGAUCAGGUCCAAGGCUCCAUGAGACCUCACAAGUAUGACAGCUAUCACGGCGACCCUCAUGAGGAAGCCACAACACAACACCAUUACCACCAUCAUACUUACGACAGCAACAACAACAAGAAUCGUCAGAACCGCCGUACUAACUGCUACAAGGCUAAUCAACGCUGCUGCCGCCAUUCGAUGGAGGUGACUUUUAAAGAAAUUAAGGGAUUCGAAUUUAUAAUACAACCAAAAGUUUUUGAUGCCGGAUACUGUCAUGGCCGUUGUCCACCCCGUUAUAAUCCAGCGCAUCACCAUGCUAUGCUGCAAAGUCUUAUUUGGAAACAGAAUCGCCACAAAGCUCCACGCCCCUGUUGUGCCCCUUCCAAAUUGGUCGAAUUAGAAGUAUUGCAUGUCGACGAAAAGGACAGCGAAAAAUUAAAAAUAUCUACUUGGAGCGAUAUGAAAGUGGUCGAAUGUGCCUGUUCAUAGAAAAUGUAAUAAAUACCCAGUUCACACUUCGGUACAUUUUUGUCUCGAGUGAUACAAUGUUUUGCUCUAAGAGCCAUUGACUUCAAGUAUUGAGUUUAAUGAUUUCUUGCGAGCUUUAAUUUUCUGACAGUAUGGUCGUAGGAACAGAGAGAGAGUGCCCUUAGAGAACAACAUUGGUUUUCGAGACAAAAACAUUGAUAUAUCCUACUUUAAGAUCCAACUGUAAAUGCCAAAGAUAUAAAGAAAAAGUGCCACAAAAAAAAAAUUCGAAACUGUCUUGCGAAAAUACUUUAUAAUAGAGGGUGUCCGGGGAUUUUUAUUUUUUUGCCGCCAUUUAUUUCGAUGUCUGCACUUUGCGCCAUUUCAGAGGACACAUUAUCUUAUUUUUGUAAUCGUGUUUUAAGUUAAAACUUUUAACUUUUGUGGAAGAUCUUAACCCUCUAGCUCUUCUCUUUAGGGAACAAUUUGACCCCAUUUUCUAGAAAAUCAAAAAAUUACUUUCUAAAAGGACAUUUAAGUAUUAAAAUAUCCACGAAAAUGUUUGCCCGAAAAUUUCAAUGGGGGUCACUAAAGAUUCCAAAGUUGUAAAUAAUGCUCUUUAUGCUUAAUUAGCUAUAGAUGCUAUAGAUGUGAAGUCAUGUCAUCAACGUCCCAUGCUUUUGGUAGUACACUGCACUCGCGAUAAGAUUUGGUUCCCGAAGAUAUCUGGGGUCUUCAGAAAAUUGAUUUCAACAGACAGACUGACAGACGGACAUGGCUUAAUCGACUCCGCUAUCUAUAAGGAUCCAGAAUAUAUAUACUUUAUAGGGUCGGAAAUGAAAAAUGUAGAAAUUACAAACGGAAUUACAAACUUAUAUAUACCCUUCCCACGAAGGUGAAGCGUGUAAAAAGUACCAAAAAGUCCCUAUUAGAGUAUAUUUCGGAUACUCUGUUUUGAAGUGAAGCGUAUCCCAGAGAGAGCCUUCUGCAUCGAUCGAAUCAAAUAGCGGAUCUGACGGGGCUAGGUUUCGACUUCAAUUCGUAUGGUAACUAAUUUCCCUCCUUUUGAAUGAAUCAUGCUGCUCGCAAACAUUUGAAAUUGCUGUAGCAAUGAUUUUGCAAACUCUUGUUGAAUUUUACAAAAAUCUUUAUGGAAUAAUGACUCCAAUUUUUGGUCUUCAAACUAUUUUGGUUGGCUUGGGCGAUCUAUCUUCCUUGUUAAAAUCAUCACUUUCGAACCGCACAAACCAUCUCUCGCGCAUUGAAACCGAUGGAACACAUUCACCCUAAGCUUCGGCGAUAAAUCUAUGUGCUUCAGAGGCACUUUUUUCAAAAUAAAUAAGUAUAGCAAAACUACACGGAUAUGACGCUUUGUUGGCACAAAAUUCAACGUUUCAGAAGCAAAAAAAAAAAACUGAAAAAAGGUGGAAAUAAAUCUGUAACUUCUGAAUGGAUAGCCCGAUUUUAAAAAAUGUGCCAUGGCUAUAGAGUAGAUGUAGAUAAGUUAAAGUUUGACAUGCUCAAAGAAGAAGUGUUGGCGAGUUUAAAUUUUGAAUUCUGACCGCAUGGGCCCACCAGGGGUGUGGAUAGGGGUUUCCAUAGUAGGACCCUUCGGGUAUGUUCAAUUUUUAAAACGAUCCUAUUUCUUCGUCUGUGUUUUAUAUCAUCUGCUUCGAAUGUAUUAAUUCCUUGUGUACUGUGGAUGUCAUUGGUAACCAAAGAUACAAAUCUGAAAGCAUAUAUCACCAUUAAGCCAUAUAGUGUUUUCAUUUCGAAAAUUAUCUUCCUUUCUUCUGCAUUUCUGACAUUUUACUUUUAAGUAAUUGUAGACAAAAUGGCGGAAAUUUAGCCAAAUUUCAAAAGUUAAUUUUUUUUUAGCUCAGUAACCUAGAAAAAAUUAAAUUACUCAGAAAGCGCAAAAAUGCGCAGUAUGAAAUAAAAUGAAAUGAAUUCACAACAUUUCAA